CUGUUGCAAGCAAAUUGUAAUUAAAUAUUGUUUAUAUCUCCCUUCCAUAGCAAUAAAUUAUUUUGUGUUUAUUGCAAGAUUGUGAUUGGUACAAACAACUAUGUGCCUCGUGGUCAAAUAUUUUAUUUGUAUUUUCUGAAGGAUUUUAUGCGAUAUGGCGUUAUAUGCAUAUUAUUUGCUUUGCGGAUUUCAACUGUUCUCAUUUGUGAAUGUCAUAAAUUGCCAGUGGGGUUGGCAGUUGCCUUCGCAGUACAGAUGCGUAGAGCGACCAGUACAAGCAAUAUGUAGACUAGCAGCAAACCCGACGUUUCCUCUAUAUCCUGAUAUCACCGGUAUCAUUGUCUUCACACAGAGGAUUUCAUGUUACGGACAUUACGCUCUUCAAGUUAAGAUAACAAUAUCUGGCAUGCCAGCUGACGGGAACUGGACGUACCAUGGUCUACAUAUCCAUCGUUCUGGGGACAUGUCAAAUGGCUGUGAGUCCAUGGGACCGCAUUUUAAUCCAUAUGGGACAGUACAUGGCUCGCAAAAUGACCCAUCAAACCGACGUCAUGUAGGUGACUUUGGUAACGUAGUGAAAGAUCCCUAUGGUAACGUACAAGGAGCAAUAUUUGACAAUUUGGCAAGUUUGGUUGGAAACAACUCCAUUGUUCGUCGCGGGGUAGUUCUGCACGAGGGUCAGGACGACCUUGGCCGUGGCCUCGACAUGGAAAGUUUACGGACAGGGAAUGCUGGGAGGAGAUUGGCCUGCUGUUUCAUAGAGCCUUUGUGAGAUAUGUGUUAUAUGAUACAAACGUAUAGAACAAUAUAAUCACGUUGUUUAUGAUAAUUACACUAUACUACCGACGACGGAGUAAGACACAUCAGUGUAAAUGACAAACAGUGUCACUAAAAUACAAUAUAAAAUAAAAUAUAAGACAGAAAUAUUGCUGCUAUUCAUCACUUCGUGUUAUACAUGUAUAUUGCAAUGUAUAAAGAGUUCACAAAUAAAUAUCUUUGAAA
Messenger RNA from Ruditapes philippinarum (Manila clam), 1002 nucleotides. RefSeq lists its product as uncharacterized. Lineage: Eukaryota; Metazoa; Mollusca; Bivalvia; Venerida; Veneridae. Gene Ontology annotation, biological process: removal of superoxide radicals. The record is from RefSeq and is a predicted model, not a curated record. The transcript is spliced from 5 exons. The coding region runs from base 155 to 772 and encodes 205 amino acids. Gene Ontology annotation, molecular function: copper ion binding; superoxide dismutase activity.